This is a messenger RNA of Moneuplotes crassus, 2539 nucleotides long. The record is from the annotation of a GenBank genome assembly. NCBI's taxonomy places the organism in Eukaryota, Ciliophora, Spirotrichea, Euplotida, Euplotidae.
UCAAAAUCAAGCUGAUGGAUUACUGAAUAGAGAACCAAGAAAAUUCGAGGAUUUAUAACACAGAUUGGAUCAAUUCCUUAAAUGUAAGGAAACCCUUGGCUUAAUUCCUAAAAUAUCCCUCAGGGAAUUGACAGAACUUGCUAAAGCAUCGACUAUAGAAUAUUGUAGAGAGAACAGAGAGUAAUCUCAAAGGGAUCACAACAAAAGAUGGCCCUCCUUCUAGACACUAUGCGCCUCAGAUUCCUUGUUGAGAUGAAAACUUCAACAAUUCCCACUUCAAUGAAAACCAAGAGAUGUACAUCUGUAUGGCUCUUGCAUAAAUUUUUAGCUAAGAUGAAAUACGGGAGAAAAAUGGAGAAUGAGAAGUUCCAUCAAGAAAUCAUCUCUAAUCUCAAUACUAUCGACCAGAAGUUGCUGCGUGACGCCCAAAGAUCCAAAAGAGAUGCUCUCGCCCUUAAAGCUGAGAUAGAUGAGCUCAGAAUGAUUGUUGCCAAUCAAGGAGAGAAAGAAUUAAAUGUUGGGGAAAUACAAAAGGAAAUUGAUACUUUUAAUACACAGAAUAGCCGAAGGAUUCUGGAGGCUGAGACAAAGCAUAUGAAGAACAUUGCUAACCUUAAUGAGGAUAUGAACGAGAGGAUGAACGCUCUUCAAGACCAGAUUACUUCUAUUGCCAAGGAUUUUACUAGACCUAAGCUAUCAAAUCGACCUAAUAAGGCAGUGGAAGCUGCCUUAGCUGAAGCUCUGGAUAGAAUUUCAUAUCUCGAAGAGAAGAUUGAUGGUAUUAAACAACCAAAAAGAAAUACUGACAAUACGCUUUCUUUAAAAGCAAUUAAAGAUGAGUUGCUACAAAAUCUUGAUGAGCGCAACGACAUCAUUGAAGAAAAUAAGCAAGGCUUAGAAAAACGCUUAAAGCACAUUGAAAGAAGACUGGCAACUGAAAACCAGGACCAAAGGCAGGUAAUCCUUGAUCUUCGCUCUGAGAUGGAAAUGAUGGCUGGAAGCAAAGACCCUGUCUUUGACACGAGAGACAUAGAUAAGAGAAUGAAAAUGCUUGAUCAAAGGCAUAGAAGAGACAUUCAGGAAAUUCAAGAUGAACUUGUCGAGCUGAUCGAUCAAAAAUUCGUAAUUGCUCAAAAAGAGAAAAGCAGUAAACUUGAUAGAAUCAUUAGGGAGAUAAAUGAAACCAAUUCAAGAAUUGACAUUCAUGAAGAUGACAUGGCUGAAAUGACCAAGGUAAUUCAGGAACUGGAUAAAGAUCGUAUCCAAGAUGGUAAAUCAACUGAUAUCUUGAUGCAAAAGUAUGAACUUUUGGAUGAACGUAUUGAGAACCUCUCUGAAGCUAUGAUAGAGAUUAAUAAUAUUAUCAGCAGAAAUUCUAAGAUGCAGCUUGACCAUAACGACCUGAAUGUGAUCAAAGAGGCUUGUCUGCAAGACUUCAAUACACUUAAUGAAAGAAUCAAUGAAGUAGCUGAAUUAGCAGAAAACAUAGACUCCCAAUUAGAAAGAAAUGAAAAGGAAAUGGAGGCAAUUAGACUUGUGAAGAAGCCAAGAGUCAAUCUUAUUAGGAAAGAUAUUUCUUCACCUCUUCGGAGCUCAAUGUCUCAGCAUCUUGGAAAUAACCUUCAUAAAAGAAGGGAUGAGUCUCAAGGUGAUGGAUCUCGGUAUGAAAGCAUUCAAAGGUUAACAGAUCAAGACACUUUUAUGAAGGCUGAUUCAAGACCGAUUCCUGAUAGAGAAAGUGUCCUCUCAGGGUCAAAAAUUAAUAAAUACCUGGGAGAUUCUUUUGAGGAUGGGCAUGGAUCCAGCUUCAACAACGAUCCUGACAGAGUCCUGGCAUUCAAAACAAGAUCUAGGGAUGACUCCAGAGAAAAGGAUACAAUGGGAAAUUUCCAAUCUCUUAACAAGAAAGUAAAGAAGCCUCAUCAUGAAGAACAAGUUAUUGUUGAAGACCUCGAUUCUUAUGAAGAGAGAUCUGAAGACAGAAAUAUUUUCAGCAGUCAAAAGAAGCAGUUAAGCAGAGAGCAAUCAGAGCUCACCUUUAAAGGAGACGAGAUUAUGAAUGACAAGACUGAUAAUAACUCUAAUCAAAAGAACUUCAGUGAUAAUAGAGUCACUUCUCUCCAAAGAAUUGGAGAAGAAGGAGGCCGAUCCGCAGAAAGAAUCUAUAACUUGAAGAGUCAGAAGGAUAAUAAUAUCUGGGGAGAGAGUCCUCCAAAUCAGAAAAAUUCCAAUAUGUUCAUAAGUGAAAACAAAAAUCCUACUAAAAGCUUCACAUUUGCAGAGCCGAAGAGAGAAGCUCAAGAAGCUAUUCAGCUUGGUCCUAUUGAUGGAAAUACUCUUGAUGAAGAGUCAUCUGAGGGGGAAGAGUUUGAGUCAGACCUCUCAUUUGAAGAUAAUGAAUAUCUUAAAGGUCGUAUUGUCCAGAAGCACGAAGAUCUUAAGAAAGACAGCUCAAGAAAAUCCAACAAGAAAGGGAAGGAGUUUGAUGACAGCUGGGACUAAAGCUCUCUAUUUCCAAUUAAUCAGUUCAAUUAUUCCU